UUCUUUCUGCUAUUUGAUUGAGAGUAGCGAGUGCAAGCGUCAGGGGCGCCUGACAUGUGAUCUGUUAAUGUGAAGAAAGUUUGGAGGCUUGCCUCAUAAUCUUCCAAGGGAGAUUAGAGAACUGAGAUCCCAUACAUUAUUCAAACGCAAACUAAAAAAUGGCUGUCACUUGGUAAUUUUUAGUGUCCAAGAAUAUUUGAGUAAAACAAAUACUUUCACAUAAUUUGCAUGCCUAUAUGAGAUCAAAAAGCUAUGGCAAUUUAAAUAUUGUCUUUGGUAAUGAGAGCUGUGAUUUGGAUUCUGCUAUCAGUGCAAUUGUCUAUGCCUGUUUUUUGCACUGGCAACAUGAGCAGAUAAAGUGUAAGGUCUGCACAAAAGAUAACAGAGAAGAACAUACUACAGAUGAUAUAUUUGUACCCAUAUUGAAUGUGGACAGAGAAGAUUUUGCUUUGAAAACUGAAGUAUCAUACCUGUUGAAAGAGCAUGGUAUAAAUAAAAGCCACUUGGUCUUUAGAAACGACUUUGAUCUGAAGGAACUAUCAGCAAAUACGAAUACAAAGAUUACUCUGGUUGAUCACCAUGUAUUGGCUACAAAGGAUCAAUUCUUAGAUACAUAUGUGACAGAGAUAAUAGACCACAGACCAAUAGACAAGUCUAAAUGGACAUUCAGAGACGAUACGAGAUCAACCAUAGAGGUUGUAGGAUGCUGUUGUACACUCAUAGCGCAGAGGAUAAAGGAUUUGUCAUCAUUAUUCGUUAAAGAUGUGGAUUUUUUUAAUGCAUACCCAGGUUGCAGUGAUAUGCUGCAUAGUACGAUUAUAUUAGACACAGUAAACUUAUCCAAGCCCUAUAAUAAAGCUACGCCGAAAGACGUAGAAAUUAUAUUAUUUCUGGAGAAUAUAAUCAAGCCUAGGGACUCUGAAAGUGACAGGAAAAGUAAAUUGGAGAGGCUAACAAAAGCUCGCAGUGACGUGUCAGGACUAACCGCCGCCGAGCUCUUGAGGAAGGACUUGAAAAUUGCAGGCGAUGUGCUGAUACCCACUUUUCCCAUAUUAGUACAGGAAUUCCUACAAAGACCAGAUGUCUUGGAUGCCUUAUCAGCAAUUUUGUCACAACGUGAUUGCAACCUGGCCGUGUUGAUUGGCAUAGACCUUAAGGGUGAGAUGAAGAGGGACAUGGCGGUGUAUUCAGCAGACAACACGAGGGCUACCAGAUUAUCAAAAUUCCUUCAGGAGUGGACGUCACCCGCUUUCAACCUGUCCACCCCUAUCUCGAACACAGACUGCAUAUAUUUCAUACAGAGCAAUUUAUCAGCAACUAGAAAACAAUAUAUACCAGCAAUUCAUGAAUUUUUGAAUGUUAAAAAUUAAAGUACAAUAUAAGAAGACAAGAAACUCAGCUCGUAUUAUUUUCCUAUAAAUGUUAUACAUGUUUACAAUACACAGAGACGUGGUCGCUAACUAUGGGCCUCAUGAAUAAGCUCAGAGUCACUCAGGGGGCAAUGGAGAGGGCUAUGCUCAGAGUUUCUUUGCGUCAUCGAAUCAGAAAUGAGGAGAUCCGCAGAAGAACCAGAGUGACCGACAUAGCCCGAAAAAUUGCGACUCUGAAGUGGC
Molecule: messenger RNA, 1613 nt
Organism: Achroia grisella
Lineage: Eukaryota; Metazoa; Arthropoda; Insecta; Lepidoptera; Pyralidae
Gene: pn
Product: exopolyphosphatase PRUNE1
Exons: 7
Coding region: 237-1370 (377 amino acids)
Cellular component (GO): cytoplasm
Molecular function (GO): exopolyphosphatase activity
Source: RefSeq, a predicted model, not a curated record